This is a messenger RNA of Salvelinus namaycush (lake trout), 5197 nucleotides long. RefSeq names its product interphotoreceptor matrix proteoglycan 2a (gene impg2a). Lineage: Eukaryota; Metazoa; Chordata; Actinopteri; Salmoniformes; Salmonidae. Gene Ontology annotation, biological process: visual perception. Gene Ontology annotation, molecular function: heparin binding; hyaluronic acid binding. The transcript is spliced from 15 exons. The record is from RefSeq and is a predicted model, not a curated record. The coding region runs from base 86 to 3133 and encodes 1015 amino acids.
AAGGCAAGGCAUCAUAUCAUAUUCACUUUAUUUGCCGUUGUAACCACUCUUUGAGCGUAUUCACUGGGCAUUACCCUUGUAUUACAUGUCUCAUUCAUUUUCCCAUUGCUGUUCUCUCUACUUCUGUUCUAUCAACUGUAGUGAUGCCACCAACUCAUGGUUACAUAUGUGCAGCACCCAGACUCCAGACACAGAACAGGAGGCUCAAGAGGUCGUCAGUGAGAUCAUCAUAGAGGAGCCAGAGGCUGCGGCGGCGGAGCCUUCCAAAGAACCCACAAAUGACAUAGAGAUGGAGGUGUUGGAGCGGGUCCAGCUGGAGCAGGUGGUGGAGCUGAGUAUCCUGCUGAAGGGAGAGAGGUACAGCGAUGCUCUCAGAGACCCUGCCAGCCUCCAGUACCAGACACUCAACCAGCAGUUCACUGACAAGAUAAAGGAUGCUGUGGGGGGACUGCCAGGCUUUAAGAGUGUGGCUGUGCUGCAGUUCAGGCUUCAGAAGGAUGCCCAAGGGUUGGAUGGUGUGGUGGUGGUCUAUGCAGUGACAGUGGAGGUGGAAGGGGAGGGGGUGAGCAGUGACCAGCUGGACUACCUGACCCUGCAGUCCAAUCUGGUGGAGAACUCCUACAGAGAGGUGAAGGAGAGGAACUACAUCACCGAGGCCCAGCACAAGGACAACAUCAUCAGUGAUACAACUCUGGUCCUGGACCCUGACUCACUGCAACUAUAUACUGUGUCCAGUGUUAAUGAGUCCUUUGAGCCCACUGCUGGAAUACCUGAGGAUUACACCAACGGCAGUGUGGAGGACAUUUUGGCUGUUGAGAUGACCCCAGACGCCCCCGAGGUUGAAGCUGAGGAUGUAGCGACGGGGGAGAAUGAUGUCAUUGUUGUAGAGGAGAGCAUGACCCUCCCCGCUGAGCUUGAGGUGACCAUCGAUGACACAAGCAUUGAGGAGGAGGUUCUGCUGUUGGGGAACACUGUGUCUACAGAGAGCCCUCUGUUGGAGGACCUCCCUACAGACCCUACCUCCCCUGAGCAGCCAGAGGGUGCUACGCUCCCCGAGCCUCCUGUGGAGAUAGAGGCCUCUGGUUCAGGUGUUAAAGUACUGAAGGACUUGCACUUCCAGCCUGAGGAAGAAGAAGCCAUAGAAGAAGAGCCAGCUCCAGAAGAGGAACUGACCAUAGAAGAAAAGGUAGUUCCGGAAGAGGUAAUCAUAGAGGAAGAUAUCCAAACAGAGGAAGCAGAAGCGGUGGUCUCUGAGGAAGAUGAGGUAGAGGAGGAAACAGUGGAGGUCCCUGACACAGUAGAGGUUCUAGAAGAGGAAGCUGGACCCUCUGAAGAGCUGGAGUACUCCAUCAUAGAGAUGGAGACCAUUGAAGAGGUAGAGGCCCCUGCCUUCGUCCCUGUGGAAAGGAUGGAAGCUCCCGAGCCAGUGGGGGACCUCAGUGUCCCCGAAAAUCCCCCUGCCAUUGCGACUCUGCCCCCAGAUGAACCUGAAGAGGAGACUAACGUGGUGCUGGCUUAUCCAGAAAUACCUGAAUAUGGAGUGGAAAUUGAGAGCUUAGAGGGACCAAUCACAGAGAAGCCAGUAACUAAAGAGGAUGCUCUGGAAGUGGAGGAAGAGGUGGCAGAAGAAGUGGUCGUUGAAGUUCCGGACAUUUCUGAGGAGGACUUGGUAGAAGACGAGAUCUUAUUGGUCGAUGAGGCUGCUCCGGAGGCCACCCACACCACCCCUCUCUCUGCGGAGAAAGAGUCACCCUUCACUCGAGUCUCUGAUGUCAUAGUAGAUGAGGAGGUUACAGAGGCCACGGUCCUGGACACAGCCGCAGAACCAGAGGCAGAACAGGAGGACCAAGGGGUCACCCCAGCUCUCAUACCCGCCGAGUACCACCCUGGUCCAGACAUUUCUAUCACUCUGGAGCUGCAGACGAUAGACCCUGUGACAGACUAUGACCUGGUCCACUUUGGCGGGACAAACCAAACAGAGGAAGGGAGCAGUGGGUACCCUUCUGGAGUGGUAAAUAGUACGGACCACAGCAUUGCCAUGCCAAUCAACCCUGGGCGGGCUCUGAUGGUGUUCUUCAGUCUGAGGGUCACCAACAUGAUGUUCUCAGAUGACCUCUUCAAUAAGAGCUCCGCAGAAUACAAGGCCCUAGAACAAAGGUUCCUCGAGCUGCUGGUCCCCUACCUCCAGUCCAACCUUACUAACUUCCAGAAUCUGGAGAUCCUGAACUUCCGGAAUGGGAGUAUCGUGGUCAACAGCCGGAUGAAGUUCGGGAGGCCGAUGCCUCGCGGCGUCAACAAUGCAGUCUACUUGAUCCUGGAAGACUUCGCUAACACAGCCUACCAAACUAUGAACCUGGCCAUUGACAAGUACUCACUGGAUGUCGAGUCAGGUGACCAGGCGAACCCGUGUAAGUUCCAGGCGUGUAAUGAGUUUGCCCAGUGUUCUGUGAACCGCUGGUCUAGCGAGGCGGAGUGUGUGUGUAAUGCUGGCUACUUCAGCGUUGAAGGUCUGCCCUGUCAGAGCAUCUGUGAACUGCAGACAGACUUCUGUAUGAACGACGGGAAGUGUGACAUCAUACCUGGACAGGGGGCCAUCUGCAGAUGUCGUGUAGGGGAGAACUGGUGGUACCGUGGAGAACACUGUGAGGAGUAUGUGUCAGAACCUCUGGUGGUCGGCAUAGCGAUAGCCUCUGUAGCAGGUUUCCUAUUGGUGGCAUCUGGUGUGAUCUUCUUCCUGGCGAGGACACUACGGGAUCAGUACGAUAAGGAUGAGACCGAGGACCCCAUACGGCGAGGGGAGAGUAUCCCGUCUCUAGAGAGGGCCACUAAAUACAACCCCAUGUAUGAGAGUGAGGCCACGACGGGCUACAGCCACUACUACCGCCGCUACCCAGAGGCUCCGGUCUACAGCAGUGCCAGCGCCGAGGCCUCCACAGACUUCAGCAGUGAGGAGAUACGCCACAUCUACGAGAACAGCGAACUGACCAAGGAGGAAAUCCAGGACCGGAUACGUAUCAUCGAACUCUAUGCGAAGGACCGGCAGUUUGCAGACUUUGUGCGGCAGCAUCAAACUGCCCUGGAUACACGCAGACAGAGCACCCUUGAUAAACGCAGAGAGAGCGCGUCCACGUAGACCUGUAUGGGACACUCAGCUGUAUGCCGGACAACAAGGUACCUUAUCCUUAACUUUGCUCUUUCCCCGCCCUGCUCGUCCUCCUUUGUUAGUGCCUUCUCUCGAUUGGGUGAGCUCUGCUGGAAUGGGUGUGGUGGCUGUGGGCAUAUCUGCUGCUCAUUGGAUGUCUUCCUUUGGGGGAAGACCGGCCUCCCUCCAUCUGGAAUCAUAUUCGUUACUUGAAAUGAUGACAAACAAAAUGCAAUGCUCUCUAGGAUACCCAUUCUUUAGGUAGCAGAUAAGACCUGAUAGAGUAUUACAUUUGCAUUUAAUGUCAUAUGUCACCCAGUUGUUGAUGGAAGAAUGUAGCACUGUGAAAGUGUAAAUAUUUAUCCCAUUGGAAUGUUGGAUAGGUACUGUAAGGUGUGAUUAUCACUGUUUCUGCUGAUGUGUUGUAUGGACUGUUAUGGUUAAAGACUGUAUGAACUAGAGACUUUUCUUAAAGGGAUGGUCUAUACCAGUGGUGCACAACUCAGGACCUCAGGCAGCUCAGGCCCUCUGGCAACUCAGGCCCUCUGGCAACUUCUGCAGGGACUAAAAGCAGCAGAUAUUGUUGCCCUCUGGACCAGAGCUGUGUGCCCUUGUUCUAUACCCAGCUGGAGGUUGUUGGAGAUUGAGCUCAGUUGACUGGCCAGUGUCUGUGCUGUUCUGGGUGCUAUGGGAUCUCUGUUGUCUGAGUUUCUGGCUAGUAGUAAGCCUAGGUAGUGUUCUCCUGAAGUUGGGAGAAGCUAGUUGGAUGCACUCUGUGGGCAGAUCUUAAAUCUCAGCCCUCUAUGGCUCUGGUGAAAAGUAGUGCACUAUAUAAAGUAGUGCACUAUAUUGGGAAUAGGGUGUACUUUGACAUUUUAAGAAAAGUGGACAAAUGGAGGGUGAAUCUUCAAUUUUUGUUCAGCUGCAAUAAAUUUUCCCCUCUUCUUUCCCUCCUUCUCUAUCCCUCACUCUCUCACUCUACAUCAGGAAGCAGUUGGAGUUUGUUUUCUAUAGGAAAAAAAGUAUUAAGAGAGAGAGGGGGAGGGAGGGGGAGGGAGGGAGCGGGGGAGAGAUUUUGUUGAAGGACCAAAAUAUAAGUGAAAACACAUUUAGAAUGGAAACAAUCUUCAAGGGGAAAAAAGCAAACCAAGGAUUUGAUCAGGCAGUCUGUUUCCAGAUAUGUGUUAGAAAACAUUCAACAAAUUAUAUAAAAUGUACAUGCAUAAACAACAUGUGCUCUGUGGAUAAGCAAACUCUUAGCAGCAGCUUUCAAAUCAAAUAAAAAUGAACCAGAAACUUCAAAAUGGUCCAUUCUGUAACAACUAGUUUGGACAUCAUCCUUGCUUUACCCUGUAAGUAUUUCACAUGAGGAGGACUGGUUUACAGUGAAUCCUCAUAGUUACAUCUCUUCAUGCUAUAGGUUUACUUUUCCACAUUUGUCUUGACUGUGAAUAGUAAUAGGAAAUCAUAAGAAUACACAGAUCGAACUCAAAUGGCAAUAUAUUCCCUAUAGUGCACUACUUGCCUAAAGUAGUGCACUAUAUAGGGUAAAGGGUCCAUUUGAGAUGUGGCCACAGACAUGUAAGAUAUUUCCUGAUUUAGGUUUACAUUUCAUGUUGUCCUGUCCUUUUCUCUCAGGCCUCUGUAUGGCUCCACACAAGCGAGAACACGGGUUACUGUGGUUAAGCACAAGCUUACCUUCCACUUAUGAUAUAUUCAUGCCUUUUCAAUCUGUGUGUUCAUUUUUAUAUACAUGUUCUCGUGUGCAUAAACUGGUUUUCUCAACAUUCUCUUCCUUCAUCGGGACUCAUAGCCAAUGGGAUGGAUCCAGAACGCUGUGAUGUAAAUACUUUGAGUGUUAUGGUAUGUUCUUUACACUAGUGUCAACGGAAUGUGCUUGAAAUGUUGACAUGUUUUGUUGUACAAAAAAAAGUUUUUUUUUUGUUUUUUUUACGUAAGCACUGGUGGAUAUUUAAACAUAUUACAUUACUACUUGCAGUUAUGUCAAUGUUUAUUCUUAAAAAAGAAAUAAUAAAAUGAAGCAAUAAAUAAAAA